Molecule: messenger RNA, 6098 nt
Organism: Hypomesus transpacificus
Lineage: Eukaryota; Metazoa; Chordata; Actinopteri; Osmeriformes; Osmeridae
Gene: specc1la
Product: sperm antigen with calponin homology and coiled-coil domains 1-like a
Exons: 16
Coding region: 230-3598 (1122 amino acids)
Biological process (GO): actin cytoskeleton organization
Cellular component (GO): microtubule organizing center; filamentous actin
Molecular function (GO): protein binding
Source: RefSeq, a predicted model, not a curated record
CGUCUAGGAGGAAUACCGAGGCGAGGCAUGAAUCUGAGUUGCACUGGAUGGAUGCUGAACGGGAAGGGAGUAUGGAAUGGGAAUGCCGAGAAUCCUUGAACUAACAUUAGCUACCGGCUACAAAGGCAAACUGUCAACUGAAACUAUAUAGCCUGGCUAGUCAUCAAGAGGGACCAUAUAGAAGAACUCAAGACUGAGCUGUAAAUGUAUCGGCAGCCGAGAGCCCAGCAUGAAGAGGACAGGCCGGCCGGUGGGGAGUAAGGCUCCGAGUGGCGAGCGAGGGAAGACCGAGGGUGCGGCAACAGGAGCCUCCGCCAAGGCUGCUGCCAAGACCUCUUCAGCACCACCGCUUUCUAAGGUAAAAAGCAAUGACGAUCUGUUAGCAGCCAUGGCUGGGGGCGCUCCUGCACCUAGCAGCACGGUCACCAAGAGCAAGCGGACAGCAUCCACCGGAACCAGUGCCGGUAACCCAGAGAAACCGAAAACUUCAGGAGCCUCAAAUAAGCGUGCGACAUCCUCGGUGUCCAAGGAGUCGGCCACAUCCCGGGAGCGUCUACGGACUUCACGAACUUCGGCCAGUAAGAAGCAGUCAGCGUCCGGGGCGGGGAAAGGGGAUGCUGCGCAGGGGAAGCGUUCCCGCGGCCAUGCGCCGCCCGAGUCGGAAGCCCGCAUGAACAAGUCUAAAUCGGACAGCCAGAUCAGUGACAAGGUGGCCCUGGAGGCCCAGGUAACGGACCUGCUGGGCCUGGCCAAGAGCAAAGACGUGGAGAUCCUGCACCUGCGUAGCGAGCUGAGGGACAUGCGAGCCCAACUGGGCCUGGGACUGGAGGAGACGACCCCCGAAGAGGGCCCGGGCGAGGAGGAGAAGCCCCAGGGCUCUGCCAUCACGGCGGCAGACGUGGAGUCCACCCUGCUCCUCCUGCAGGAGCAGAACCAGGCCAUCCGCGAGGAGCUCAACCUGCUGAAGAGCGAGAACCGCAUGCUGAAGGACCGCCUCAACGCCCUUGGCUUCUCCCUGGAGCAGAGGCUGGACGGCUCCGAUAAGCUCUUCAGCUACCCCUCCCUGAGCCCAGAUCUGGUGGCGGGAAGCGGGCACAGCGACGGCGGGGGAACAGGGACGCUCGCGUCCUCCGUGGAGGGCUCCGCUCCGGGCUCCCUGGAAGACCUGCUGACCGGCCACCAGCACGGCGGCUCGGCGGACAACCUGGACAGCGAGUCCAGCGAGGUCUACCAGGCGGUGACCUCCAGCGACGACGCCCUGGACGCCCCUUCCGGGGCCUCCUCCUCUUCCGAGUCGGAGGGCGCGCCCGGCCGGGAGCGCUCGCGGCGGGGCGGCGACGAGGUGUCGGUGGCCUGCCUGACGGAGCGCAUCCACCAAAUGGAGGAGAACCAGCACUGCACCGCCGAGGAGCUUCAGGCCACGCUCCAGGAGCUGGCCGACCUGCAGCAGAUCACCCAGGAGCUGAACGGGGAGAACGAGCGCCUGGGCGAGGAGAAGGUCCUCCUCAUGGACUCCCUGUGCCAGCAGAGCGACAAGCUGGAGCACUACGGCCGGCAGAUCGAGUACUUCCGCUCCCUGCUCGACGAGCACCACCUGGCCUACGCCCUGGAGGAGGACAUCAAGAGCGGCCGCUACAUGGAGCUGGAGCAGCGCUACGUGGACCUGGCGGAGAACGCUCGCUUCGAGCGGGAGCAGCUGCUGGGCGUGCAGCAGCACCUGAGCAACACGCUCAAGAUGGCGGAGCAGGACAACGCUGAGGCCCAGGAGGUGAUCGGCGCCCUGAAGGAGAGGAACCACCACAUGGAGCGCAUCAUGGAGUCGGAGCGGCAGGACCGCAAGGCCAUGGUGGGCGCCCUGGAGGAGUACAAGGCGGCGGUGAACUGCGACCAGGUGGAGCUCAACCGCUGCCGGGCCCAGCUGGACCAGGAGAGACAGAAGGUGGCGGAGCUGUACUCGGUCCACAACCAGGGGGACAAGAAUGACAUCUGCCAACUUCUGGAGGGCGUGCGGGUGGACAAGGAGCAGGCGGAGGGCAGGGCCACCAAGCUGCAGGAGGACCUGGGCCACGCCCGGACCGACGUCACCAGGCUACAGGACACCCUUAACAAGCUGGAUGGGGAGUACAGGGCCUUCCAGGAACAGGUGCAGAUGCAGAUGGCCGAGCACAAGCGGGGCCUGGAGAAGCAGCGCGGCGACCUGCAGGAGAAGGAGACGGAGGUCUCCGACAUGAAGGAGACCAUCUUCGAGCUGGAGGACGAGGUGGAGCAGCACCGAGCCGUCAAACUCCACGACAACCUCAUCAUCACCGACCUGGAGAACUCUGUUAAGAAGCUGCAGGACCAGAGACAUGACAUGGAGCGGGAGAUUAAGAUUCUCCACAGGAGACUGAGGGAGGAGUCGGCGGAGUGGCGUCAGUUCCAGGCCGAUCUCCAGACGGCCGUUGUCAUCGCUAAUGACAUCAAGUCGGAAGCCCAGGAGGAGAUCGGAGACCUGCGGCGCCGGCUCCACGAGGCCCAGGAGAAGAACGAGAAGCUGGCCAAGGAGCUGGACGAGGUCAAGAACCGCAAGCAGGAUGAGGAGAGGGGCCGGGUGUAUAACUACAUGAACGCCGUGGAGAGAGACUUGGCCGCCCUGAGGCAGGGCAUGGGGUUGAGCCGGCGCUCGUCCACCUCCUCCGAGCCCUCGCCCACCGUCAAGACCCUCAUCAAGAGCUUCGACAGUGCCUCACAAGGUACCCCCCAGUGCGAGUGUCCGGUGGCUGCUGCUGCUGCUGCUGUAGCUGCUGUUACCGCUGCCCCCGCGCCCCCUGCUGCCCCCCUCCCACGCACCCCGCUCAGCCCCAGUCCCAUGAAGACCACCCCCGCCGCCGCCAUCUCUCCCAUACAGAGGCAUUCCAUCAGCGGCUCCAUCUCUGCUCCGAAGCCCCUCUCCUGUCUGAGUGAUAAGAGGCCCAGCUACACAGACGUCAGCAUGCCAGCAGAGCAUCUCCUCAGGGGCUCGUCUGCCAGCCGCCCUCCGUCUGCUCUCCAGAGGGUCUCCAACAUGGAUGCCUCUAAGGCCAUGUCAGUGUCCCGCAGGAGCAGCGAGGAGAUGAAGAGGGAGCUCUCGGCCUCCGACGGGGGCUCCUCGUCCUCUCUGAUGGCCAUGGCCUCGGCCUCCUCCCAACUCUCCCUAUCCACCUCCUCCCCCACGGCCUCCGUGACCCCCACCGCACGUGGCCGCCUCCGGGAGGAGAGGAAGGACCCCCUGGCUGCCCUGGCCAGGGAGUACGGAGGCUCCAAGAGAAACGCUCUCCUCAAGUGGUGCCAGAAGAAGACCGAAGGGUACCAGAACAUCGACAUAACGAACUUCAGCAGCAGCUGGAAUGACGGCCUUGCCUUCUGCGCUGUGCUCCACACCUACCUGCCCGCCCACAUCCCCUACCAGGAGCUCAGCAGCCAGGACAAGAGGCGGAACUUCACUUUAGCUUUCCAGGCUGCGGAGAGUGUUGGGAUCAAGUCUUCUCUGGACAUCAAUGAGAUGGUCCACACGGAGCGACCUGAUUGGCAGAGUGUCAUGACCUACGUCACAGCCAUCUACAAGUACUUUGAGACCUGAGGGCCCCCUCGGGCACCCAGGGCAUCCUGAUCCACCACGCAGGCAAGCCAUCACCUCAACCCCAGCAUGUCAUUCAGAAACCUCAGCUCUGUGGGGCGUUCUCGCCCCGACACCCCCCCCCCCCCCCCCCCCCCCAGCUACGUUCCACGUCUUCCACGCUCGUCUUAAUGCCCCUCCUCAGCGCGGAGGAGAAGCCUCUCAAGAAUCACUGAACUAGUUCUCUAUCCUCCGGAGCGUGGGGUGGGAGCUGUGUACAUAGGAACAUUCUAGAUCUUUAGAGGGACGGAAGCUUCGCCCGAGGGCACUUGAAGACCUCUUUUAGGGUUUGCCAUAUAUAGGGUGACGUCAAGCGCCAGUGCUGAACGGAGAGCCGAGCUGAGGCACUCUCCUGUGGUUCUCCAGCUCCAGGGCCAUGCUGCAGUCACCCCCACUCCCAGUGCCUUCCUACCCUGCUUCCUCUUCUCCGACCCUGGCUUCGUCCCACUUGUCUCAGCCAAGAUGCUUUUCUACGCUGAUCUGAUUACUAUGUGUGAUCUGCUUUAGUAUGGAGACCAGAAAAAAAAGGAUAUUUUACUUUUGAAGUCUUCCUGACCCAUGAGUUCCGUCAGCAAAAUGUGCCUCUGAUGGCAGAAGUGCCUGUCCGGAUAGCCUUUCUGGAGUUUGGUUUAUAAACACCGUGAGCUUGUACUAUAGAUUGUAAAGGGAUCAAUUUAUCAGGAACAUUAUCAUCUUUUACACUCAAGUUGUAGUUCUUAGGAACUGGACUCUACCUCUAAAAGGAGAAGGAGUGUCCUUACACUACAAUAUGGGAUAGCUUUUAUUUUUUUCCCCACUUUCUCCUAAAUUCCGUAGAAUUGUGUGGAAGGCCUGUGUCAUCUUAUGCUUAUGCUCAGUAAUGUGUAGUUUGAUUGUAUUUCUUCUAUUUGCUCCAACAACCAAGUAAUUGAAAGAAAGUGUGACAACUUUAAAACUGUUGCCAAUGACAACAGAGUUAACUGUACAUAUCAGAUCAACUCAUAUUUGUCAGAUUUCAUUUAUGAUAUAUUAUCAUCUAUCGCCUUAGUUUAAUAAUUUCCUGUUCAAAUAAAUAUAUGCAGAGCACGCCAAUUUAUGUUUACAUUAUACCACCAAGAGUUAUGUUUAAAUAAAGGAUUAGAAGAGGCAAACAAUUCGUAUUCAUUAGUGUGGCUUCUAUAAUCCAAUAUAGUAUAAGUUUAUUAGUUUUAUCAUGACAUAUGUGAAAUUACUACAAUAAUGUUGCACUGAUCUCUUUCAUAAAAUAAUUACCUUUGUACGCCACAGACACACUUGCAAAUGUUGUCAUGCAGAUGUGGUAUUUGCCUUUUUCACAUGUGAUGUUAAAAACCUUGGAACGUCAACACUAUUUAAAAGCACAUUCACUCUGGACUCCUUGCCAAGCCACCUCACCACCACCAAAAAAAAAAAAAGACAAAACACAAUUAAUGUGUAAAAUGAUCAUUUACAUGAUUGUAUGGAUAUUUAAAUGUCUUUCUCAUGAUCAUUUAACUGUAUGUUGCACAGAAUUCUCUCAACAACAACAACAAUAAGGAUGACGAAUGCAUUUUUUUUGCGUUGACCUACCACAGCAGUCCUUAAAAUUUAUAUUCAACGUUCCUAUCAGCUAUAAGGUUAUGUGAAGUAUCUCUGCCAUAAAGAGGGGAAUGUGUCUUGAUCAAGCUCCAGUGGACAUUGCGUUCCAGAAGGCUCAUAUGAAGUGAUUUAUUAGCACAGAGCCCAAGCCUGCUAUUGUACUAUGGACAGUUAGCAAAGCCAAGAUGAUCCAGUAAGAAGUUCAUUUAAUGUUGACAUGAAGCCACUAUCAAGGGAAAUAUCACAACGUCUUUAUGUACCACUGCCCCGAGUAACAUCACAUCUGCAUCUUGCCUUUUCUUUAGUUUAUUGCUGUGCUGUUUGACAACAGUUAUGACGUGAAAGCUAAAAGGAAAAACAUUGUACGGGUCCACUACAUUUAUAUUCUGUUUACUAGAGACACUGAGCCUGUUUCUUUAUUUUAUUAUUACAAGACAUUUAUCUUUUGCUUGUUGUUACUUUAUUCAUGUUAUACUUUAACAGUUGGAUACAGAAUGAAAGUACUAGAACUAGCUUUUCUUAUUUCUGUUUCAAAGAAAUGAUCGCGACCACGUGAAGGGCUGAAAGUCUUGUAAAGCACAUUAUGAUAAUCAGUUAAUGUAAAGACCCAACCGAUUGUAUUUAUAAUGCUUUAUUCUUCUUCACUUAUAAAUAAUAAUGGAUUGAAAAAUGCUUUUGGUCUUUUUUAUGUUGCAUUUCUAACAAGUAUUGUUAUUAUUUUAUCAAUAUUGUCUCACCUUACAAGUUGACUGGAGAGAAUCGCAUGAUCUGUUCACAAUAUAAACUUUCAAACAAGAAUGUAUUUUGUACACAUGAUACAGAUAGAUACAUUCUAAUUACAGCAUCAGGAUCAUAAGAUUAUACCAAAUAAAAGGGUGACGUCAACUGA